CAGAGCUGUGAAAACCACGCCCUAGCUUCCUUCACAUAAUUUACCACAUAAUUUACCAAGUAUUUCGAUUUAAAAACGACAGGUAGAAUAGUGGUUACGUUUAUUUUAAUGUAUAAAACCGCAAUAUAAAAUUCGGUUCUUCACACCCGUCGAAGUUUGAGUGAACUAACCUCCCGCUCAAGUACUUUUAAAUGACUCGUUGAAAAAACUUAUUCAGUGUGUAUAUAAAAAUACUCUUAAUUCAUUUUUAAAAGGUCCUUUUGUUAGUUAACUUAGCAAUAAGCACAUUCUAAAAUAAUUUCAUGUUAGCGUAGGUCUUCGCGCCACAAGACUAUUUCAGUAGACCUAAGCUAGGAGUUAUGCUAAUUUGCUAGUGCUAAAGAUAAAUUAGUAACUGUCACUUAAAAUGACCUCUCAAAGCAGGACCAGUGCUAUUGAUAACAUCCUCUUUCAGCUAGCCAUUGAAGCUCGUAAACUUACUCAGAAGAAAAAUGACAUUAACCAAGAAGUUGAAGUUUAUAAAGCUGACAUUGUCCAGAGAAGGACUUAUAUUGAGACCAUGCAGGCAGACAUCAAGAAAAUGAAAGAGAAUGUUGAAAUGAAACAUAACAACUUGAACCGUAACCGAGAAGUUGCAAAAAGCAUGGAGGUGACUCAGGGCAUGCUUCUUCAAUACGAGCGUACACUGAAAAUGGAACUGGAAAGCAUAAAAUCCAAUUACAACAAUGACAAGGAUGUCUAUGAAGAAAAGAUGGCAAGCUACAGGAAGCUGUAUCAAGAACACCAAAAGCCAUAUGUGCAAAAGAUUCAGAUGCAAAAUGAUGACAUGGAGAGUUCAUUUACUGCCUCUCAAGAUGACGUGAUAGUAAAAGUCAAGGAAGCAGACCACCAUGCUUACAUCUCUGAUUUCGGUGCUCCUCGUUCCACUUCAGAUGAAGGCCCAGAAAGUGACCUUCACCUGCAGCCCCACACAGAAACAGUCAUGCAAAUGGAGAGCUCACCUGUGAAAGAUUCCACAGCUGCCGUCUGGGCUGUCAACGUCGAUGACACAAAGAUAUGUGCAAGCGGUCCGGAAACCUCUGUGGGAAAGGACAUUCCAAGCCGAUCCUGGGACUUGACCUCCUGGAUGCCUGAUACAACUUCAAGCAAUGAGCAGCAUGUGAGGGCAGAAGAUGUUGGUGGACAAGAUGGAAUGACCAUUGAGGAAGAGGAACAGGCGGUCAUACUAUUCAGAAAGACACCCCUGUCAGUCGUGUUGGAGGAAGACGAGGAAGCGCAGUGGCAAAUGGAGGAAGGCGACGCAACAGAGGAAGAGCAACCAUUGCAGGAACAUGGCGCUCUUCCGCCACUGCAAUGUGAACAAAUCCCAUCUCCGUCUUUCCCUGCGCCUAAAACGCCAACAUUUGCCUUUAACUUUAGUCCAACUCCUUCCAUCGAAGGCUCGUCUGAAAACAAAUCUCCAGGAUUCAUGUUCUCGAUCAGCUCCAACUCCAGCACCCCCGCUUUCUCUGGCUUCGGUUGCGAUGAUGGUGGAGAUGAGGAUGCACCGUUCUCGUUCAGCAGCUCCUUUUUCAAAAAUAAGAAAAAACAGGACAACAAAUCAGGCGGUUUGGAAUUCCUGUUCAAUAAAUCGGAUCAAGGCGAUGACUUCCAGUUGCCCUUCGCCUCCACUGAUGAGUGACCCCUUUCCCUUUCUAUUUAAAAAUUGAUGUAGUCAGUGUUUGCAUUUUUUCGGCUGUAUGUUACUAACUUAAGGAUGUUCUGUGUUGCCGUUGCUUGUUUUAAAGCCUAAACAAAUACAUAAAAUUAGAAAUACACUGUUACGGCCCCCAAUACCACUCUAAAGUUGAUUAUUAUAUACACACUGUAUAUAUUUAUAUUUUUAUAUUGUUCAACUCAUUGCCACUGCCAUUGACGUCUAGAGUGUUAAUAUAUUCAAGCCCAAACUUAGCAAUGCCUCACCCCCCAUUCACUCUCAUUAAUUACAAAUAGUCACAGUUCAGUCAACAAUACUUUAAUUUGAAAUGACUGCACAGUUAUGCGAUACAUCAGUAGAAUAUUUAUUAUCAUUUUGGUUACUGUUCAGGAUUGGUUGAGCAGUAAUACAAAGUAACUUCUGUACUCACACUUAGGCAAAUCUGGCAAGACUUCACCUCAGUAACCACAGACUACUGCAGAAGCAACAGUACACUUUUCAAGUACAAUUUUGAGAAAUGUGAUUUUUAAUCCAAAUCUUAAGGUAAACUAUUAACAAUAAAAAAAAAAUCUUCAAUGGUAGCACAUUAAGGCUUUGACCUGACCCAGACAGAUUAAUAGCAUUUUUUUAUUCAGUGUCCCUGGAAAAUAUGUAUUGAACUUUAGUGUUUCCAAGUAAUUUAUCCUUUUAUGUAUUGAAUGCCCCAUUUAAUAAA
This is a messenger RNA of Corythoichthys intestinalis (scribbled pipefish), 2411 nucleotides long. RefSeq lists its product as uncharacterized. Gene Ontology annotation, cellular component: central element. The transcript is spliced from 14 exons. NCBI's taxonomy places the organism in Eukaryota, Metazoa, Chordata, Actinopteri, Syngnathiformes, Syngnathidae. The coding region runs from base 407 to 1681 and encodes 424 amino acids. The record is from RefSeq and is a predicted model, not a curated record. Gene Ontology annotation, biological process: homologous chromosome pairing at meiosis; spermatogenesis; meiotic DNA double-strand break processing involved in reciprocal meiotic recombination.